Molecule: messenger RNA, 3871 nt
Organism: Porites evermanni
Lineage: Eukaryota; Metazoa; Cnidaria; Anthozoa; Scleractinia; Poritidae
Source: the annotation of a GenBank genome assembly
GUCUUCCUACCUGAAAGAUUGCUUUACAACACUUUACAACAGCGGAAAAGCAAUGGGGAAAUAUUGUACUAUGAAAUAUUUAAGUGGAAAAUGAAACAUGCACCAGGCACAAUUCACCGUUUUUGUGACAGUUCACUGAGUGAUCAAGAAAGGCAAAGUUUGACAUCUUGGAUAAGAAAUUUGGAUGACAGGAGUUCUUGCCAAAGACUGCAGAUUCUAUUUUCCUUUUCUGUUCCUUGUCUUCAUGCACUUGAACAUAUUUUGAACUUAAGCACUCCCAUUAUCUCUGCAGGUGCAGUGAGUAUUACAAAAAAGGGUUACUAUCAUUUUUUAUUUUUCACUGCAUGUACAUUGUACUUACUAUCUUUCUCCUUAUUGGCUAAGAGUUUACAGGUAAGUUUGGAAAUCAGCGCAACCUACAGAUUAGUUAGUUAUCUUCCAGCAGUUAAGUGACCAUGCUGUAGGUUGUGCGUGCAAUGCAUGAUUUAAAAGAGUAAUGUCAAUCUGUCUUCCAUGUGAUGCUCUGUUUGUUCCUAUUUUCUUCAAAACAAUGUAUAAUAUGACAAUUACUAGAUUUGGUUUUUGUGAUAUCCAAAAUAAUCAAAUUUAAAUUAUUGGCUUGCUAAGAUUUAGACAGUUUUGGACUCUCAAAAAUUUGAAAGUCUAGGGUUUUGAAGUCUCAUAAAAUUCUAAACAUAAAGAGGACCCCAAUUUGGCUGUGCAGUAGUCUGCACCACAGAUGAAACUAAACUCUGGUUAAUUCUCCUGUGAAACAGCACCGAAAUCCUUGUUCGGGACCUCCACCUGUGUACCAGGAUUUGAGUACGCGCUAUGAUUGGCCUGUUAAAAUGACACGAUCGAUUUGCCAAUCAGGAUGAAAGGAAUUUCGAAACGCACUUCCCGUAAUUCGCUGAGUCAGUUGGGGGCCCAGAACAGGGACCUCGGCACUGCUUAACAGAUGUUACUAACCAUGGUUAAAUUACAUCUGCAGUGCAGGCUAGGUGUGUAGCAGGGAGACUUUUUUUUACCAUGCAUGAAUAUGUUGUCUUAGGCCUGCUCUUUCCAGCUAAUUUACUUUAUAGUGCCUAUCUUUUGUAGGGGAAUGGUUACUGGGAGUUUCUUCUUCAAGAAAGAGGAGCUGAUAUUCUAGCAUUUGAUCAGAACACUAUUUAUCCACCAGAAAUGAGAUACAUGGAGAUCAUGGUAACUCGAUAAAUCCGUAUUUUCGUAAGUCUAAGAUAGAUGAAAAGUUGAAAAAACUAAAACAGAAAAUUACGGGGUAUAUUGCAUCACCAUUCUCUUGUUUUGGGGCUGUUAAAUACUGUCAGUACCUGCCAGAAGCCCAUAAGGGGUUGAAACGUAUAACUCGCGUUCAAUGCUCGUGAAUAUUCAUUUUGACCAUAUUUGGAAACCUUAGUGACGGAUAUCCAUUUUCAACAAAAUGACUGCCGCGCGAUCACCAUGCAGGUCUUUAAAGACAAGAGUUUUGCAUUUCAAGGUUAAAAAUACACCGUUAAAAGACAAAAAAUGGAAAGAGAAAGUUCAAAAGACUGCUCAGCUUUCUUUUUGUGGAGAAAGGGAAGCUUUUCAUCGAGAAAUGGUCCUUCGAGGAAUUCAACCUUGUUUUCUUCACGGCGGAGCCCAUGGUCUGUUUUGAAAUGCAGCCAAGUCAGCAAAGUUUUUGCUGAAUUUUCAGGUACAUUUUGCACUCUAUGGCCAAGACAACUACGUUUUUGAAAGGGAAUUUAUGUAUUUUUAAAUGUUUCAUAGACGUUUUAUAAAUUUUUCUCUUCGGCGCUAAAGAAAAAUUACAAAAUGUGCCCUGAUUUGAGAUGGAUUUUGUGUUGAAUUUUGCCAUGUGCUUAGCCGAUUUCACUUGCGUGAACGGAUCAACGAUCCAGAUAGUGUUUUCCGAAUUGCUUUAGAGGAUUAACUUUUUGGACUUUGAAUAAAAAUUUUCAAGAAAUGGCUUCUCUGUCUAUUGUUUUGAGUUUGUUCAUUCAUAAAAUUAGCUCAAAACACAAUCGUGACUACAACAUCUAAGUUUAAUUUAAGCUCUUUUAAAAUCCUUCUCACAUUCAUUACAAGCAUCACUUUUUGCGAAGAUGUCAGGUUCAGGUUUUGGACACUUUUCGAUAUGCAGCUAAUGAAUUUUAUUCGAAAAUAUUUUUCACUGUUUAUUCUAGACUUUUAACAUAAGAAUUUUAAAAGCCUAUUUGCAGUAUAAGUUUACUGUGCAGAGGGUCAACGAGGCAUUGUUUUUUGAAGUGAGAACUUCAAGAAGUUGCGAGGCCAUCAAUGGGUUUCAUAAUGUUACGUUUGGCCCGGAUGUGGUAAGGCAAUAAUAUCCUGCUCAGUGUUUCGGUUAUAUUCCUGGUUUCAACCUUUGAAAGCUUUCUCGGCUUUCGGAAGUUUUUCCCCCAUUUGUCGGCCAUUUUUUUAAGCGGGCGCGGGAACCUGAAGGAAAAUUACGUCACGUUGUUCACAAAAUUUGAUUGGUCUGUUAUCUCUUCUUCUCGUUCCAAAUAUGGUACUUUCGAAAAUGAAUAAUCACGAGCAUAGGACAAAGCAAACAUAUGAGAGUUACACGUUUCAACCCCUUAUGAGUUUCUGUACCUGCACAUAUCAGAUCAGCAUUAAAUUCAGCCAGACUCUGUAUUGACAUGUGCAAUGAUUGAUGUGAGGUGUAAAAAGCCUAGCAACAAAACUACUUACAGUGAACAUAAAAAGAGUCAAUGACAAGGCCUGACAAGACAAAAUGCUUUCUGGGUGCUAGUGUUUCAAACUGGUUAAGAUUUGACUAUGUAACCUCAUAUCUCUUUUUCUAAUUUACCAAUUAAUCUUUUUAUAUUUUUGUUAUCAACAAAUUAUUCCCCAGUACUUAAUACUUAUCAUAGAGCUGAUGUAUUUUGCAUACUUUGCUGAGAACUGGUGAGAAAGUUGUCUUGGUUCCGUAAACACUUGUGUUGAUAAGUAACUAGCUUAUCCAGAAGUGCAGAAGUAAUGCAGCAAUGCAUUUUCAUUACUGUAAUUUAUGCAUUUUUCCAUUCCUUUUGUUUACUCAGGAAAGCAAUCCAACCAUUUUGUGUAAUCAUAGUGAGAGAGCAUUGCUUCUGAGCUGGCCUGACCAUGAAGGUGACUUGUAAAUCUAGUAUUGGUGACCAUUGGUGGCAGUACUCAGUAGGGUCUUGGGGCGCAAGUGCAAAGUGUGUGAUAUGGGAGCCGGGGAAGGUGAUCUCAAACCUGUUCAAGUGAAGGGUUAAACAGCCAGUCAACACAUACAUGUCCUCCCUGAAACACAUACAUGUCCUCCCUGAUCUCCCCCAUCCCUGCUACCAUGAUCACAGUUGUAGAAACAGUGCCAUACACAUUACUGGGUAGCACUGUUGCAAUGACAAGCAAUUUUUAACCGCUGUUACUUUACGUAAGCAAUCAUAGAACCCAGUAUAGGUAACUGCAUGCUGUCCCAUAUUCAAGAAGAACAGGAUAGAUGCAGUUUGUUUGCUUUAAAUGGUCAACCAAAAGAAAGCGUUUUCAUUUUUUUAUAUCGUUUGCUUUCUUGUCAGAGGGCUGCUCAUUCUCUCUGGACUGCCUGAGGCAUUACAAAGGAAACACUGUCAUUCAUAUUGGUGAACUAUUUGGUGAGACGCUUUCAACCAAUUCCUGGGGCCAAACCACCUCACGUGAUUUUCAGCUUCGACUUGGCGAGACUUUUCGUUGUGUGUCACGUGUUCAGCUCCCAAACUGGCCCGGUCACAUGGACUCAUUAACUGUUUGGUCACGUGCUCCACAGCCCGUAGAGUGUUAUGGGGCGGAAAUGGUGUUUAUAAACUUAAAGAAUCCAAGAUACAUAGGCUGGAGUGACAGCUAA